AUGCCCAGAUCCUUGCGCUGUAAUACAGCGCUAAUACAGCAAUCCCACCAUUGCGAUUUACGUACACUGCUGGCUUCCUCCUAUUUCAUUGGUUUAGCGCCCCUCCUCGCUCCUGGGCCUCCAUUGCGGCCCCGUCGUUGUCUGUCAAUAUACGUGCUCCUCUGUCUGCACGUUGGCACACGUGUCACACUUACGCCGGCGGACUUCUGCAAGUCCCCCGACGUCGCCUGUUCCCCGCUUGUAUUUAGCUCUGUCCAGCGGUCCUGUAACCGGACGUGCGGGGGUAAGGGUGACCCCACCGCGCCUUGCCCAAAAUCGCAAAAAGCAGACAGUUGUCCUCCGGUAAUUGGAUCUACUAUCUUUUAA
Chondrus crispus (carragheen) is the source of this 366-nucleotide messenger RNA. RefSeq lists its product as hypothetical. The transcript has a single exon. The record is from RefSeq and is a predicted model, not a curated record. The coding region runs from base 1 to 366 and encodes 121 amino acids. Lineage: Eukaryota; Rhodophyta; Florideophyceae; Gigartinales; Gigartinaceae.